Messenger RNA from Heterotrigona itama, 1104 nucleotides. Lineage: Eukaryota; Metazoa; Arthropoda; Insecta; Hymenoptera; Apidae. The record is from the annotation of a GenBank genome assembly.
AUGAACGACACGAUUUUCCAUCCAGUUACGAAACCAGGCCGCUGUCCAAGCGUGUCGAACAGCACAAGAUGCGAGCAGGAAUGUCUGACAGACGCGGACUGCGCCGGAGAAAUGAAAUGUUGCAACAAUGGCUGCGGUGCAUCCUGCCUCGAACCAGCUGCGCAGGAUGUUUCAACAACUUCUCCAAGAUCGGUCACUGUACCACCGGUUGGAGCGGAACCAGCCUCGAUCAAGCAACCGGAAGAGCCGAAGGUUAGCGCUCAGGAGGGUGGCUACGUAACAUUGACGUGUGUAGCCGUAGGAAAUCCAAAACCAAGCGUUACGUGGAGGAAGGGCACGACGCUGAUCGCUGCCUCAGAGAGCAGGCGUCGCAUAUUGCUGGACGGUUCACUUCAGAUCAUUAAUUUAGACCGAUACGACGGCGGGACUUACGUCUGCACAGCUGACAAUGGCUUAGGGCCACCGGUAAGAGCGGAAUACCAAUUGGUGGUCACAGAACCGAAAGAACUGGCCGCGGCCAUCAUCGGAGAGCCUAACACUCACGUAACGGUCACCAUGAAUUCGCCUAUAUCUCUGCACUGCUACGCAUGGGGCUGGCCGAGGCCUUUCGUCACUUGGUGGCAAGGUGAUCGCAUGUUGCCACUUACGUCGGAGCUUUACGAGCAAGAUUCCGAGUACACGCUUUUGAUACGGUCCGUCACGCUGCCUACAUUGGGCGUGUACACCUGUCAAGCGUUCAACGCGAUCGGCAGGGCUGCGUCCUGGUCGGUGACGUUACAAGCUGUCGGCCCGGUGUACAAUGUGAAGCCAGAGUACGAGAAGUAUCUCAAGUACCUGGUCGAUCCGCCUAGAAAGCACGAGAGACCUCAGUAUCCCCACAGACCUAACAGAACUCAAACUUCCGACUCUCAUACGUACGGACCCGCGUUCACCACCAGACAGUUUCACGUCCCUACGGCCAGUCCCAUUGGAUACACUACCUUGGAUUAUGGUACCAAGUUCAGAGGUGAGAGAGUGAUCUGUGGAGUUUCUAUUUUUGGAGUUUCCUCGUUGCACUGUCAGGAACUGGAGUUCUUCGAAGAAGUUCAAACGCAAGGAGAUUAA